Messenger RNA from Mytilinidion resinicola, 1322 nucleotides. RefSeq lists its product as uncharacterized. Lineage: Eukaryota; Fungi; Ascomycota; Dothideomycetes; Mytilinidiales; Mytilinidiaceae. Gene Ontology annotation, molecular function: protein binding. The transcript is spliced from 2 exons. The record is from RefSeq and is a predicted model, not a curated record. Bases 79 to 921 code for a protein of 280 amino acids.
CGGAUUACACAAGAACAUCUGCAACGCUUUGGCCCCAGGGACUCUAGAAGUCUCGAUCACGUCUUUGCUGUCGUCGACAUGUUUCGCAAUUGGGAUCGGCCAAGGGACGCAGCAGCAUAUCUUGAACAGGUGUUGCAUCACUUAGAGGACAGCGAGCUGCCUGCUCAGUCGGACGAUGUCAAUAUUCCUUCACACGCUGUGGGGAGGAGCCAAGCAACUUCAGCUUCGCGUGGACCGUCUUCAGGCUUUUCAAUCCCGCUCGAAGGACCAGUUGAACCUAAAUUGAUAGACGCCCAUCUUCGCGGAGGAGCAAGGGGAAUGCAAAGAGAGGAAAGGUCGGAUGUCCGUUUACUUCGUCUGGUCAAGCACUGCGAGAAACACCCGAAAGAACUCGCAAAGCAGUCUAUGCUCUGCUGGACUGCUCUUCUAGAGUUUUACGAGGACAUUGAAGAUGCAGAGAAGAAAGCGGAUGCCCUCGACCGAGCAAGUCAUAACUUCUGGGCCAUUAAUGCCUUGGACGAGAACAAGACGAAGGACAUCCUGGAAGCUUGCAUUACAUGCAUUCAAGGGUUUGUGAAAGCCGGACGACAUCAAGACGCAGACGACAUGUUCAUUCAAGUCGAAUCCGAUGCGCGAGAGACGUUUGGUUCGGAUGAUGUGCAAACAAUCCUUAUUCUUGAACGCAUUGGUAUAUUCUACCAAAAUGAAAGAAUGUGGGAAGUCGCUGCGCCGCACUUUGAACAGGCGUUGGCGGCACGUCUUUCGAGAUUUUGGGAAUACCAUGAGAGUGUGAAGCGGUUGGAACUUGCUCUUGAAGACCGACAUUAUGAGAUGUAUACACACUCGGCAAGCACGCAGCGCCAAACAGAUCAGUUUUGCUGUGAGCUGAGCAGACGGCGACCCCACCUUUUGAUGCUUUGAUGCAGGACGCUAUGAGAGGAUCAGGCGAAGCUUAGGGAGACACAACUUGAACGAAGCUGCAAACGAUGGACGCUCUUUUUACACCAAGACACAGUGCCCAGCUACUGUCGCUAUAUGUCUCGUAGAAUUUCGUUAUCGUUAUCGAUCUGGUUUCCAAGCAUGGCUCAAUGACGGCCACGUGAUGUAACUACUUCUACUUCGUACAUCGUACCUAGGCACGUUAGGUAGACGAAAGAGGACUGGGAGCUUGAGACGGCAGCCUUCACCGUCAGGGUCAACUCCACUGACAGCGCCAUCUGGUUCACGAAGAGCAGCACGGCCAGAGGGGGUAUGGUACCAUAGAGUCAACAAAUUCGAAGACAACGUCUGGGGUGAUUGGCUGGUUUAUUCAUUUUGCGGAU